AGCCCAACGCCCUCUCAUCCGCCCGGCGGAGCGAGCCCUCCCUACCCGCGACGCGGCGGCGGCGGCGGGAUGUUCAAGAACACGUUCCAGAGCGGCUUCCUGUCCGUGCUCUACAGCAUCGGGAGCAAACCGCUGCAGAUCUGGGACAAGAAGGUGCGGAAUGGCCACAUCAAAAGAAUUACGGAUAAUGAUAUUCAGUCAUUGGUGUUGGAGAUUGAAGGGACCAAUGUCAGUACCACAUACAUCACGUGUCCUGCUGACCCAAAGAAGACACUGGGGAUCAAAUUACCCUUCCUGGUGAUGAUAAUCAAGAACCUGAAGAAAUACUUCACCUUUGAAGUACAGGUGUUAGAUGAUAAAAAUGUACGCCGACGGUUCCGUGCCAGCAAUUACCAGAGCACCACCCGCGUCAAGCCUUUCAUCUGCACCAUGCCUAUGCGCCUGGACGAUGGCUGGAACCAGAUCCAGUUCAACCUCUCUGACUUCACUCGACGAGCGUACGGUACCAACUACAUUGAAACCCUGAGAGUCCAGAUCCACGCAAACUGUCGCAUCCGCAGAAUUUAUUUCUCUGACAGACUCUACUCUGAGGAUGAGCUUCCUGCUGAGUUCAAGCUUUAUAUCCCAGUCCAGAACAAGGCCAAGCAAUGAUGUCACAUUGGGAAACCCACUGAGACACUGUGAAGAGAGGUGGAAGACUUUUUUUAAAUUAAAAUUUAAUGUUGAUUUACAUAGGGUAACUUUAUUUAAUAAAAGUUGGUAUCUAAAAUGCUGAGACACAGGACAACUAA
This is a messenger RNA of Lacerta agilis (Sand lizard), 791 nucleotides long. RefSeq names its product cilia and flagella associated protein 20 (gene CFAP20). Gene Ontology annotation, biological process: regulation of cilium beat frequency involved in ciliary motility; positive regulation of cell motility; cilium assembly. The record is from RefSeq and is a predicted model, not a curated record. The transcript has 6 exons. NCBI's taxonomy places the organism in Eukaryota, Metazoa, Chordata, Lepidosauria, Squamata, Lacertidae. Bases 70 to 651 code for a protein of 193 amino acids. Gene Ontology annotation, cellular component: motile cilium; ciliary basal body.